GGGUGCAUUUUUUUGUAGGUCAAGUUUACAAAUAAUUUUUCAAGGAAGAAGGAGAGUGGAUCAAAACGUAGAUUUUCGAGAUUGAAUUCUGUUUUAGUGAGUCAGACAUUGUGGUUUGUUGGAAAAAGAAAGAACUUCCAGCAUUAUUAUCACUGUUUGAUCGUGUGAUUUGCGCGUUUUAAUUUUGAUUAUCGAUAAUUCAGCCAUCAAUGGAGGAUAUAGCAUUCUGUGAUUUUGAUGCAAUGAAAGUUGAAAAUUUCUCAUCAAGCAAAAGAGACUCACUGAAGAGGAUUUCUUUUUAUUCACACCCUAAAAGUUUUCUGAAAAACUUUAGACUUCCGAGUCGUUCUUUAUCCUUGUUUUAAUUUGUUCUUUCCCUUUGUUUACCUUUGACAGUUCUUUAUUUUUUGUGACACUCGAUAUUUAAAAUGAAGCUCUUGGAAAAUUCAAGAUUUGAACAAAUCAACAGUGCUCUUAAUAUGCAGCUAGAGACUUCCAGGAUAGAAGGAAGAAUUGAGAGUUACUCUUGCAAGAUGGCCGGGAAUGACAAGAAGCUUUUUAAGCUGAUCAGUCAGGAGGGGGGUGUGGGACCGCUGGACCUCCAGGCUCUAUCCCCUCCCCAAACAGUCCUGUCCCACAGCCCAACCAAGCCGUACAGUAAGAGUUUUGGUUCCGUGGAGAGUGAGGGGUAUCUGUGUGACACCAUUCCCACCAAAACACUGUUCUACCUGAUUUCUACCCUGAAUGCCUCCUUCAAUCCAGACUAUGACUUCAGCAAUGCCAAAAGUGAGGAGUUUAGCAAGGAGCCAAGCAUUGAAUGGGUUGUGAACACAGUAGACACAGAGCUGAACGCCGCUGCUGGAGAUUUGUUCGCUGGAUUGAAACAAACUUUAUGGGCAGCAAUUGACGAGGAAAUCAAUCUCCAGGAUUGUGAAAUCUACAGCUACAAUCCUGACCUGAUCUCAGACCCUUUUGGAGAAGAAGGCAGCAUUUGGUCAUUUAACUACUUUUUCUACAACAAGAAGCUGAAGAGAAUUGUUUUCUUCACCUGCAGGGCAUACAGUGUGUCCGCCCCUUAUAAUAGUGACUCCGGCAUCGGCCAGGACAGCGAGAUGUUUGAUUAUUCUGACAACAUGGAGUUUUCCCAGGAGUGAGUGUCCACUUUGUCCGGUGGUUUGUGUGGACCUCUCACUGGAAUAACGAUAAAGUGACAUACCUGCCCUGUUUUCUGAAACGUGAGAGUUGUCUGUCCUUGAGUACCAUUCUCAUCACAUUAAGGAGAUUCUGUUUGGUUAAUUUAGAUUUUAUUUACUCGCCAUGUAAUGUAGAAUUUUAUUGCCUCCCUGCAUUCGUCGGGAUGUUUUAUUGUAAAUUUAUCAACAUUUUAAUGUUCUGUCAUCAUUUCUGUAUUUUUAUUCUUUUUCUCAUUCUGUAUAUACCUUAACUCAAUCUUUUCCUUCCAACUUUAAGUACAUGUAAAUAAAAGUUUUUAUUUGAAGGAGUCUUGUGUAUAUACAAGUAAAUAACAGAUUUGUUUGUUGUUGUUGUUCAAAUUUAUGUAGAACUAUAGCUUUUAUACUCGAUUCUAUUUUUUCUAUUCUUAGCCUUUAUUAUUUUGUUUAGUUGUAGACAGUUUAUCAGUUGUUGUUAUUGUUGAUUUUUUUCAUGUACAUACUUCCUCUUCAGUACAGAAAUCCAACUUUUAGUAUUCUUGCUGACUGAAUGUAGAAAACCUAAAUGGUAUAAUUGUCUUUGAUGCUUAAGAUAAUUUGUAUGAAAAUGAAAGUACAUGUACAUUGUACAUGAACAGCUACUGUCACAUCAGAGUGAUUGUGAGCGAUACAAAAGCAGCAAGAGCAGAAUGACAGAGAAAAUAAAGACUGCAAUCUUCUGAAAAGUAACAAAAGAGCGGAAGUUGGGCUUGUGCAUGCCCUAAACAACUGGUAUUGUUACCAACUGUUUAAGAGGUGUGGACCCGGAGGAAUGUGGAUUAUUACUGGUGGAUUAUUUGUGAAGGUACCAGAUAUAAAACUUGAGAAGCGCACAGUGGGGACCUCAACCCUCAAGUAAAUUUUAAUGACAAGAGAAACUUCCAUGAUAGACAUGUAUUGUGAUAUGGACACAGUGGAAUGUUUCUAUGUUUAUCAAUGUCCACAUAGUGCUGGAUUGUGAAAUUGUGAUAGAAGAAUUGUAUGCAAAAUUUGUCAGGAAAAUAAUUCAAGCAAGGAGUGUUAUAGAGAAGAUACAAAAACCCACCUGUUUAACAGAUAACCAGGCUCUGAUAUAUGUAUCAGUAGUUUUCUACAUACUGAAGUUUAAAUUCAGCUAUUGUAAUGUUGGCUCUUGUUCUGAAAAGUGUUUGUACAGUUCACUUAACAUUUACACUAUGCAGCAUCAAUCAUUAAAUUGUUUUUAUUUCAAAGAA
This is a messenger RNA of Saccostrea cuccullata (small rock oyster), 2425 nucleotides long. Its product is annotated as repressor of RNA polymerase III transcription MAF1 homolog. The coding region runs from base 429 to 1154 and encodes 241 amino acids. Gene Ontology annotation, cellular component: nucleus. Gene Ontology annotation, molecular function: RNA polymerase III core binding. The record is from RefSeq and is a predicted model, not a curated record. Gene Ontology annotation, biological process: negative regulation of transcription by RNA polymerase III. Lineage: Eukaryota; Metazoa; Mollusca; Bivalvia; Ostreida; Ostreidae. The transcript is spliced from 7 exons.